AUGCUCCUACACCGAAGACUAUUAAUGUUAUCAUCAACCGGUGCCCAGAAUCUACAAUCUACAAUAACAUUGGAGAAAAGGAAACAUUCAACACGAAUGGCACUGUCAGGAAUGUUCAAUCUGACUUUGAUGAAACUAUCAGAUUUAAGCCACACGAAAAUGGAACAAUUCAUAUUUUUGUUACCGGUCGCGGACAACUUUCAGUGAGCAUUUCCUCCGAGGAAACUGUAUUUAGAGGACUCCAAAGCGAGGUUCACCUGGAUGGUAGUCAAGGCGGAGGCAUUGUGACUGUCCCGUUUGAAGUAUUGAAAGGAGUGCGUGAAACCCCAAUCACUGUGAUUCUUCAAACUAGAACUAUCAAGAAAACUGUAACAAUUUAUGCCAGUACAAAAGACCUGGAGCCACCUCGCCCACCCAGCCGCCACACGUCUAUUAUUUUCACAUCUGAAGAAAUGGAAACUAUGAGGUCGCUCUCCAGAAAUAUUUCUUUCAAUCCCACUCCGAAUGUGGCAUUACACCAGAAGUUACCCCAAUUGAUGUAUCGAAUGGUACCACUCAAGUCAUUGUCAGUAACUCUACUAUCGAAGAUGUUGAGUUCCCAUCGGUUGAUGAAAUUCUGAAUGGACGAUAUUCCAGUCUGAAGUCUAAAACUCUCCGCCUCGACAACAUUAGCCUUAACAGACUAACUGCGCGCAAAACGGACAAAUUUGUUUCAAAAAGCAACCGAUAUUUCGUCACCAUCAGAAGAAAGGAAAAGGGGCAUAUUAUUUUCUACGUAUCUGGAGCUGGAAACAAAAAUGUUACUUUGAAGUCAAUUUCCGAUCCACGUUUGCCUGCAAAAGUGAUGACUGUUGCCAAUAACUACGCUGCAUUUAAGUACACGACCGUUGGACCGAAUGGAGAAGAAGAAUUCCUUGACGUGGACAACAUUUUGGUGAAAGUUCAAAACGACCAGAACGAAAAGCUUUUCUUCUAUUUAUCAAUGUCCUGCUUGUCUAAUUAG
This is a messenger RNA of Caenorhabditis elegans, 1003 nucleotides long. The record is from the annotation of a RefSeq genome assembly. NCBI's taxonomy places the organism in Eukaryota, Metazoa, Nematoda, Chromadorea, Rhabditida, Rhabditidae.